AGAGUGUUCAAGCCUGAUAUAUAUCAGGCGAGCUAGUUCAAUUUUCUUGCUGUUAUUUAAAUCCUGGGCUUCCUUUCACCUCAUUUGUACGUACUUCCUGAACGCGCGAAGCCAUUGUAAAAAGAAUAGAACUAGGUCUUCUCAUAUCUUGACUGUCUUUGUUUUGCCUAGUUGCUGAAAAUGGCAACCCAAAAUGGAACUGAAGAAAAGAAGCCAGGCAUAGUUCGCAGAAUAACAAGGAUCACUUUCACGAUUGGUCCCAUCCGCCAGGAGGAUCUAUCCACACCAGAGCUCAACAAGUUGAUGGCAAUGGCCCAGCGGUUUGAGAUAACUUUUGACACUGUCCCAAUCCUUGAUACUGAACACUCAGACAAAUUGGGGUACAUUACUCUGCCAUUUGAGAUUCGUACCCAGGACUACCUGCUUGUGUUGUAUGAUCGCCUGAAUAACCUGAAGCUGGGUGGUGGUCGAGAUGUCUCUGUUAAGUUUCCAGAUGAGCUCCGGCGUCAUGUGGACGAAUGCCGUGCCCACAAUGUCGAGUUGAAGAAAAAGCGCAUUGAAGAAGCCAAAGAGAGGGAAGAAAAAGAUAAAAAGUCAAUUUAUGCAACAUUCGUGGAUAAGGAUACAGGACGCGCCAGUCUGGUGGAGAAGUUCCCUGAAGCAAAGGAGAUCUCCGUACGACAGCACAACUUCCAGUGGUUUGGAGUGUUGGAGUUUGAGACGGUUGAAGAGGCCCAAGCUGUGCUUAAGAAGGCCAAUCAGAUUGAAAUAGAAGGGCAAAAAGUCAAGAUUGUUAAACAGGCUCCAGAUUAUGAAGAAAAGAAGCAGUUGCAGGCCAGAGAUCAGAAGCCAUUCAUGAAAAAGCGUCCCCAGACGAGUCCCGGGGCCGGGUUCAAUCGAGGACCUGGCCCCGCCCAACCUCUCCUGGGCGUGGGCUUUCAGAGAGGCGGCGACAGGAUUGGCCACGGUAUACUAGGAUUCAGCCCGAGAAACAUGGGUGCAAUUGGAUUUGAUCAAGGAUACAACAGUGGUUACAAUCAAGGAGGUGGUUACAACCAGGGUGGAUUCAACAGAGGGGGAUUUAACCAAGGAGGUUACCAACUUGGAGCUAAAAGAAAAACAGAUUAUGGUGAUUAUGGUGGCUCAAACAACAAACGCCCUUUUGGUGAAAAAAGAGGUGGCUAUGGUGGCCGAGGCAGCUGGGCUGGCAGGUAGACAAGCAGCUCCUCUCUGGGACAUGGCAAUAGCCGGCGGAGGAACUUUGUCUUUUAAUAAUAACUUACGUGAUUAAGUUAAACAUCACAUUUGAACAGCAUAAAACUAAGUAGAAACAAGAACAUUUUUCAUCUACAGUUUGAUAAAAUCAGAAUUUCUUACUGUGAAUAAAUGGUAGAAGGACAUCAAAUGUUGGGACCUAUAUGUCUUAUAUGAUUUUCAGCAGAAUAAAACUGGUCAAAGCUCCA
Dreissena polymorpha is the source of this 1463-nucleotide messenger RNA. RefSeq names its product heterogeneous nuclear ribonucleoprotein A3 homolog 1-like. The record is from RefSeq and is a predicted model, not a curated record. The coding region runs from base 181 to 1215 and encodes 344 amino acids. Lineage: Eukaryota; Metazoa; Mollusca; Bivalvia; Myida; Dreissenidae. Gene Ontology annotation, molecular function: RNA binding. The transcript is spliced from 10 exons.